CCAGCCGUGCCCCCUGCCCUCGCCAUGCCCAGAGCCUUCUUGGUGAAGCGCCGGAGCCCGCAGCCGGCGGUGCGCAGCUGGGAUGGGCUGCCCGACGAGGAGAGAGCCGACACCUACAUCCCAGGGGGAAUCGGCUGCGUGCUGCUGGGCUAUGAAGACAGCUGCAGCCUGGAGAGCAGCGGGAGCAGCGGGACCCGGGAUGCCGAGCCCAGCGACCCCCCGACGCCCCAGCCUGCCCGCGGCGACCUGGGCAUGGCCGGAGGGAUGCUACUGGACCUGGCCGUCAAGCGCCCCGUGGUCAGGUCGAAAAUCAAGUUUACCACUGGCACCUGUAAUGAUGCUGCAUUGCAUAGCUGCGAGCUGUGUGGCAAAGGCUUUCGCUUGCAGCGAAUGCUCAACCGUCACAUCAAGUGCCACAGCCAAGUGAAGAGACACUUGUGCACCUUCUGUGGAAAAGGCUUCAAUGACACCUUUGAUCUGAAAAGACAUGUCCGGACCCAUACUGGAAUUCGUCCGUACAAGUGUGAGGUUUGCAACAAAGCCUUUACCCAGCGCUGUUCCCUGGAGUCCCAUCUCAAGAAGAUUCAUGGUGUGCAGCAGCAAUAUGCCUACAAACAGAGGCGAGAUAAACUUUACGUGUGCGAAGACUGCGGCUACACAGGCCCCACGCAGGAGGACCUGUACCUGCACGUCAGUAACGUUCACCCUGGAAGUGCUUUCCUGAAAAAAACCUCAAAAAAACUUGCAGCAGUUUUGCAAAACAAACUGAGCCCUGUCCUGCAGAGGAACUCCAAGGAUGAUGACAAAGAUGAGUAAUGAAGUGGAUCACAGUGGUCUAAGGAAUGAAGUUUACAUGUAGGACAAUAUAUAUACAUAUAUAUAUAUAUUAUUUUUUUAAAAACAAUUUUGAAAAACCUGAAAUUAAAGGGAUGCUUUAAUUAAUGGGACUCUCUUCUUGUUGGUAGAACCUCAAGUGGAAAGAAAUAUUCCCAUUUAUGAUGGAAACAUCAGACUUUUUUUAUCUGGCCAAUAAAAAUGGAAAGCUUGGAAGAGGCUGUCACCUCUCACAUGGAGUAUUUACUGAACUGAUAUUUGGGCAAUCUGUCUUCUGUUUCAGCUCUACCACACAUCAGCUGCCACUGACAAAUAAGUUCACCUUUCUCUGUGUAUUUUGUAAAGUUAAUUUCUGUUACCUCCUGUACAAAUUACUUUUGAGAGGUUUGAGUGAAAAGCGCCAGGUAAGAACAGCUUGUUCUAUGCAAAUUUAAUUUAAAUGUCUUAAGAACAGGAGUACAUUGUAUUGGUGAAUAAGUUAAAAUGUGCAAAUAACCUUAACUCUGCCCCCUAUGCAGUAGCUAACAAUUUAUGGAAGUGUGAUGCAAGGUGAGUUGAAACUCUUCUGAAAGGAUGCAGAACUUUUUCCUCCCAAACUUCCUCUACUAGCAAAUUACAUUAUUCCAGGCUAGACUUUUGGUUUUGAUUUAGAUAUUUUAAGCCGUGAACUUACCCUUAUGUUUAGAUGCAAGUAGAACCUUAACUCUCAUGUUCCUGGACUUGUCAUGCUUUGAGGAUUAUUACCACAUCCUUUUAACAUACAUCAGUAUCAGCCCAGAAACCCAAAGAAAACUUGAAGAUAAGUAUUUUCUGUCAUGACGA
Messenger RNA from Empidonax traillii (willow flycatcher), 1656 nucleotides. It is a transcript of the gene OVOL2, whose product is annotated as ovo like zinc finger 2. NCBI's taxonomy places the organism in Eukaryota, Metazoa, Chordata, Aves, Passeriformes, Tyrannidae. The transcript is spliced from 4 exons. Gene Ontology annotation, biological process: regulation of transcription by RNA polymerase II; epidermal cell differentiation. Gene Ontology annotation, cellular component: nucleus. The record is from RefSeq and is a predicted model, not a curated record. Gene Ontology annotation, molecular function: DNA-binding transcription factor activity, RNA polymerase II-specific; RNA polymerase II cis-regulatory region sequence-specific DNA binding. The coding region runs from base 25 to 816 and encodes 263 amino acids.